GAAUUAAUUUAGCGCGUAAAUAUAUAAAGAUGAGCAUGGAGGAUUGUGAACUGUAUUCAUUUUGAUCUUAGAUCUCGUGCAGCACAAGCUAUAUAACAAAUCUACAUUCCUACGUGAAAAAUAUAUUAUUAUAUCUCUUAUUGUGACGAUGGCGUUUUCGAGCAACUCUAACAUGACGUUUCUUGUCCUUCGCUCUCAAACCAAUGGUUCCAAACUCAACGUUGCUCAGCUUCCAAAAGAUUUUUUGAGAAGCGUCGAUCGUCGACUUGGGACGGAAGGAAUACCUCAGCUACUUCGCCAACUACGAAAGCAUGUUUACCACAGUGAUGAGAAGUUCAAUAUGGAUAUGUGUGUUAAAAAUCUAAUAGAAAUACGCGAAACGUUAGAAGCAGAGAACCAAACAAGUCCUGACUUCCCACUUUUAAGCGAAAGCCCAUUGACGACUAAAAACUACAAAAAUAAAGUACAAGUUGGCAAAGUUAUAACCCUGUUUGGCGGAGUAGAGACUCUGGUUGAAUUAUUGUUCAUCCCAACAAAACUGCAACACAAGCCAAAACGGCUAACAAGAAUCGCAGCAAGUAUGCGUGCAUCCCAGAUGAAUGACAUUGUUGUCUACAGUCUAGAAAUCCUUCAUAUGUUGUGUUUAACAGUCGAAGGUGUCGCAGUGUCCCUGGCAAAGAAAACUGAACUUCUUGAUCAUUUGUUUACUUUGCUUUCAAACCAAAAAGUAUUUAUGAAUGCAACAGCAGUAUUAGAAGACCUUCUUGCUGCAAAAAAAGGACUGAUAGAUUUAGAAUGUCUUGGUAACCUUAGGCAAUUGAUAAGCAAUCUCGAUUCCAGUAAGCUGGCCAAUUUUUGUCGAGUCUUGUCCUUUACAUUAACAGACUUGGAAGCAGUAGAAGACAGGAGCACACUGCUUGCACAAGAUGAACAAGAUAAAGAAGGUUCGACACAAAAAGAUUUAGCUGAUCAAAAUCAAGGAACCUUGAUCAGUUUUCCAGAAUUUUUACCACGACUUGUGAAACUUGCUUGUAAAUCUCUAACAGAGUCUCCUGUUUGGCCCACUAUUUUUGGCAACAACAGUGAGGGAUUGAUGGAAUGGCUAGGGUUUCAAACCAUCUUAGAGGAUGUGCUCAUCAACAUGGAUGAUUCUACAGCAGCAGAAGAAACAUCCAUCCCUUCAAUAACUACAUCCCUGAAAUUAAUGCAUGAGGUCAUGCAUAAAGUUGAAGUUUUUUACGUUCUCUGUUUGUUCCUGACUGGAAAACAUAAGCCAGCUGUCCAGGAGCGGCUAUCUGAACUUCAUCUGAUUCCUGGAAUGUCAGACCUCUUUGACCAUAUCGUUUGGUUACGAAACACACCAACACGGCGAGAAUUAUUAGACAUGGAUGGUGAACAAGAUUGUACACCGGAAAAUGCAUUAAAGAUUCAGUUUUUAAGACUUGUGCAUAGUUUCUGCGAUCGUCAUGAGAACAAGCAUCUAUUGAUGACUGCGGCAGAAUUAGAUGAGUUGGAAGAUCUUUACAGACAAAAUGAUGUAGAAAUUCCCAGUGGAGUCCAAAACAUUAACAGGAAGCUCUGUUGCCAAGGAGACCGUGGACUUCUAUCCAAAAUUCUGGAGGUGCUCAUCAAGACUCCACCGACUGCUGCCAUUAGAUUCUGGUUGUCUCGCGCCAUUGAGGGGUUCCUAAGAGGUCGUGCAUCCUUUGGAAAUCAGUUGUUUCUUAUCAAGCGUGGUCUUCUGAAGCAUCUGGUAGAACACAUUGGGAGCUCGGAAAUGAAGCCAAAAGAAAUCCUACAAAGCAGCUUUGAUUUGCUUGGAGAAUUAAUGAAGUUUAACCCAAUCGCUUUCAAGAUUUUUAACUCUGUCAUUGACGACAAACAGUUUGAAAAAUUCACUCAUAUUUUGACAUCAAAUGUAGUGGACUCAAACAUGCUUAUUCGCUGCCUGAUUUUGAGUCAAGAACGCUUCAUGGAAGAAAUGCCCUUUGGAGAUUGUGCCACAGGUCUCUGUCGUCUUGGUACGUUGAUUACUGACUGGGACCAGAGAAUGUAUCUCCUAAAUAAGUUGAUCAACUCAAUCACAGUGAAUACUUUGACUCAGGAAAAUGUCAGUUGUCUCAACACAACACUCGUAUUCCUGAUGAUUGCCUUCAAGCAAGGACACCUUCCUGCCUACCUCAAGGCCUUUGUACGAGAAGAAAGACUCCAGAAAAAUCCAGGAUUCAUUCUCAAAAAUCUCAGACGUCUCCUGGAAUUCUGGAAGACCCAUUACUUGAAGAGAGGAAAGGAUUGUUCUGCUCUUGAACAGAGUUCCUGCAUCAGUUUUGAUCAGUGGAAGAAAGUUGUCGACAUCCUCUUACAAGACAACAUUGAAAGUACAUCAUCCGUUUUGUACUACCUUUCACCUCAUGCAAGCCCACCAGCGCGACACUGCUAAGAUCACACAUGGGUAUAACACAAGCAGAUCAUGGCAUCCCUCACAUUAUCUUCAAUGUUCUGUGAAUGACAUUUAUCUUCAAGCAUGUUUUGUAGAGAAUUUUAGAAAUUGAGGGAUGAUAGUUAAAAUCGAAGUGACCAACUGCUUUUCCUUUAAAAUAUACAAAAUGGUGCAAUAUUUAGAACUCUUUUAAGCAAAAACUGAGGGCUCAAAAUAAUUCACAAAUGCUCAAAGAUGACAAAUUGCAUUGCAGUUUAAAUUUGUGCUCUACGCAAUGCCUGUUGUCAAAAAUUAGCUGAGAUUUGAAGCGUUUAUUUUCCAUUAAAUAACUUAUUUUGAGCCCUGAGAUGUAUUUCGUAAUUAAAUCCAACCAUCUACAUCUUUAUAUGGUUGUCUGUGCAGGCACAGGGAAAAAGUCUAACAUAUAUUUUUUAUGACGAUACGUAAAUUAUAAAAAUCCAACAGUCCAUUAGUGUAUGGUUCUAAAAAAAUAA
Messenger RNA from Actinia tenebrosa (Australian red waratah sea anemone), 2934 nucleotides. Its product is annotated as short transient receptor potential channel 4-associated protein. Gene Ontology annotation, cellular component: Cul4A-RING E3 ubiquitin ligase complex. Gene Ontology annotation, biological process: ubiquitin-dependent protein catabolic process. NCBI's taxonomy places the organism in Eukaryota, Metazoa, Cnidaria, Anthozoa, Actiniaria, Actiniidae. The record is from RefSeq and is a predicted model, not a curated record. Gene Ontology annotation, molecular function: phosphatase binding.